Molecule: messenger RNA, 1641 nt
Organism: Strongylocentrotus purpuratus (purple sea urchin)
Lineage: Eukaryota; Metazoa; Echinodermata; Echinoidea; Camarodonta; Strongylocentrotidae
Product: calponin homology domain-containing protein DDB_G0272472-like
Exons: 6
Coding region: 1-1641 (546 amino acids)
Source: RefSeq, a predicted model, not a curated record
AUGGCCCCGAACUUGGUCAACAGCCAACCAACAGCCGAAACGAGACGAUUCCCCAUCGGAGUACUAACUCAUGUUGACGAGGCGACGCCUGAACAGCUGGACAACAUGUAUGUCGUCACUAGAGCGGCGGGAAUCAUAGAUACCUUUGAAGUUGCUAACAUCACCGACAAAAACACCGAGUUAAGUCAUGACCACCAACUAGCUCUCCUCACGCUGAUGAGGCUUUGUAUCAAGCAGGAAGAAAAUGAGAGAAAGUCAAAACUAGAAGAGGAGGAAAAGAGGUCACUGAAAGUAGAGAAAGAGAGAUUGGAAAAAGAAGCGGAAAAGGCUAAAAAGAUGCGAGACGAGGAAGAAGCAAACAAAGAAAUGAAGGCAGAAAGCGAAAAAGAAAAAUGGGAAGAAGAAAAAGCAAAAAUUAUGCGAGAAGUGGAAGAAGCAAGAAUGGCGGUAACAAGAGAAAAGAAGAGAUUUGAGAGAGAGCAGGAAAAGGAUAAAAUGAGGCGGGAAAUAGAAGAAGCAAGAAUGGAAAUGGUGGCAGAAAGCAACAGAGAAAAAUGGGAAGAAGAAAAAGCUAGAAUGAGGCGGGAAUUAGAAAAAGCGAGAAAAGCGGUGAUAUCAGAGAAGGAGAGAGUCAAGAGAGAAUUUGAAAUGGCUAGAAUAAGGCGGGAAAUAGAAAAAGCAAACAUGGAAAUGGAGGCAGAAAGCGAAAAAGAAAAAUGGGAAGAAGAAAAGGCUACAUUGAGGCGGGAAAUAGAAAAAGCAAGAAUGGCGAUGAAAGCAGAGAAAGAGAGAGCUGACAGAGAAGUAGAAAAGGCUAGAAUGAGGCGGGAAAUAGAAGAGGAAAUGAAAGCAGAAUUAGAGAAGGAGAAAGCGGACUUGAUCCGAAUAAAUAAAGAAGCAAGGAUUGUCAAAGGAGUAGAACAAAACGCUGAAAUGGCAAAAAAAAAAAUGCAGGACCAUAUUAAGAUUGCAAAAGAAGAAGAAAUAGAAGUUGAAAAGGCUAGAAUGAGGCGGGAAAUAGAAGAAGCAAACAUGGAAAUGAAGGCAGAAAGCGAAAAAGAAAAGUGGGAAGAAGAAAAGGCUACAUUGAGGCGGGAAAUAGAAAAAGCAAGAAUGGCGAUGAAAGCAGAGAAAGAGAGAGCUGACAGAGAAAUAGAAAAAGCUAGAAUGAGGCGGGAAAUAGAAGAGGAAAUGAAAGCAGAAUUAGAAAAGGAGAAAGCGAACUUGAUCCGAAAAAAUAAAGAAGCAAGGAUAGUCAAAGGAGUAGAACAUAACGCUGAAAUGGCUAAAGAGAAGAUGCAGGACCAUAUUAAGAUUACAAAAGAAGAAGAAAAGAGGAAGGCGGAGGAAAAAGAAGUUAAGGAGGCAGAAAGUGAAAAGACGGCGAUAUUGCUCGCAAAAGACAAGAAUGUAGAAUCCAGAUUUGAGAAAAAGUCAUCUCCCAUAUUCUUGCCAAGUUUUAUCACGGUCUACCACGGUAUCCGUGACGGGUGUGGAGGGAAGGGGAUGCUGAGUCCCGGAGGCUCUAAGGCACACUACGGUUCGGCCCGCGUUCUACCACGGCUCCUCACCGAAGAUACCGACGCCUUCCAGAACUAUCUGAGGAUGCCCCCAGAGCUCUUCGAUGAGAACCUGGAAUGA